Bombina bombina (fire-bellied toad) is the source of this 745-nucleotide messenger RNA. RefSeq names its product HIG1 hypoxia inducible domain family member 1A (gene HIGD1A). The coding region runs from base 169 to 456 and encodes 95 amino acids. Lineage: Eukaryota; Metazoa; Chordata; Amphibia; Anura; Bombinatoridae. The transcript is spliced from 4 exons. Gene Ontology annotation, cellular component: mitochondrion. Gene Ontology annotation, biological process: mitochondrial respirasome assembly. The record is from RefSeq and is a predicted model, not a curated record.
CAUAAUAAUAAGGUGGUGUGUAACAGAUGACCUAAGGCCCAGCAGGUUCCAGUGUCACCUUGGUGACGUCAGCUUACGCCCGGUGACGUCAAGGUGCUGGUGUGUAAGUACAGUGCACGCAGUCUGCAGCGGGAGUUCAGUGUGAGCAGCAUUGGUAAAGCAGACAACAUGGCUUCUGAAUCAGGAGAUGCCCUACCUACUUUCGAGGUGCCUGACAGCCAAACCUCUAAGUUUAUCAGGAAGUCUAAAGAGUCUCCCUUUGUACCAAUAGGCAUGGCUGGAUUUGCAGCAGUUGUAGCCUUUGGACUGUACAAAUUGAAGAGCAGGGGGAAUACAAAAAUGUCUGUCCAUCUGAUCCAUAUGCGUGUGGGAGCACAAGGAUUUGUUGUUGGAGCCAUGACGUGUGGUGUGCUGUACUCUAUGUACCGAGAAUAUUUAGCAAAGCCCAAGGAAUAAGAAGAAAGUUGUCACAGACACACAAGCCGCAACCAUGGACCUCACAUUGGGGUUGAUCUUUAGUUUAACAGCACCUAUUCUGUUAGGGCUCUGUACAUCAGAGAAAUGACAGCUUUAAGGGGUUAAUUUCACUUAGUGGUAUUUAACAUUAGUCCAACUGCAAAAUGUAUCCAUUAACUGUCUUGUUCCCCUUUCUUGAGCUGUUAAGGCACUAAUAAAAUAUUUAUAUAGACAUAUUUUUGUUUUUUAAAAAAUAUUUAAAUAAAAUGUGGACAAUAGAAUCUCUAAA